This is a messenger RNA of Dermacentor albipictus, 2278 nucleotides long. NCBI's taxonomy places the organism in Eukaryota, Metazoa, Arthropoda, Arachnida, Ixodida, Ixodidae. The record is from RefSeq and is a predicted model, not a curated record.
AAAGUAUGUUUUAAGUUAGUUUAGCAGAACAUUUCAAGAUCGUAAGUCUAUCCUGACUGAACCGCAAGGACUCAUCGUUUGUGGAGAAACGGCACCGCGCAAAAGAAAUAACACGUGUAACGGAACAGUAACAUUAACCGGAAAUCCAGACCACAUUGAUAUACGGGCCCUUGUUCGACGGUAGCGUCAUUGGCUCUUGCUGAUGACGCAGGCAAAAUUCGAUUGGUAGGCGCAUUUUCUGACUCCACGCGGAUGGCACAUCUGAUUGGCCACGCUUCAUCCGGGAGACCAUGCCGCGAGGAAUUGUGGGAUAGUCGUUGUCGCUUCGUCCUUUGUAUCUAAGCCCUCUAAGCGCUUUAGGAGAGUUUCUUGUAUGAAAUAUUUUAAGCCCUUAUCCAGGUGUUACGUGAUAUGCGCUAAUCGCGUGUUCAACGGACUGUCCGGUUCACUGUGCGGUCUGCGUGAUGCCGAGAUGACAAUGGUUCCUGGCUUUCUUCUGUGGCCUGGCUGUGUGAAGCACUGUCUAAGCAUGGGGGCGACAACGCCCUAGCCACCCAGCAUGGACAGUGCUAAAAGUGGCGGAGAAGUUGAGUUGGCUGUGCCUGAAGUUGACCGAGCACCGUUGUCGUCGCCAGCAGGUUCUGUUGACCGACUGCUGCACCAGACUGCGGAAGAGGAAGAGAUGGAGGCGAAGGGCCUCAACACAUCUGGUGAAAUGGACUUCCUCAUCCUGGAUGAGGUGAAGGUUGACGAGGAGCAAGAAGGCAGGAGCAAGUUGCAAGAAACAGUGGCAAGAAGUGCAGAAAUCAUAGAACCUGUUCGAAGUUCAACGCCUAAACUUGAUGCUGAGGACUCAUGUAAAGGGGACGGGGAGCACCAGAAAGGCCUGAAACUUAGUGCAGAAGAGGGCGAUGACGACGACACUGCUUCCGCAUCCUCUUGUGGUGAAGAUGGAGGAAAGAAAGCAGACGAUGGAAAGGCGUGUGGUGCCAAGCUGAAAGGUGACGGCAUUGCGUCAAUGACUCGGGAUGAAGAUGAGCCUGAAAAAUGCAAAGAGGAACCAGAUCCCAAGAAGGAUGUCGAAGAACUGCUGGAAGGUGCUGUAAUAGAGUCUCCAGCACCAGUUGCGGAAGAAUUGGCAGAGGCGGAGAAAUCUCUUGAUAGCAGUGACGACGUUCAAGUUGUUGCCAUUGAACAGCCAGCUGACACGGCGUCGAUGAAAAAAGACGCCGAGGAUGAAGAGCUUGAUUCUGCUAAGGAAAACAAGGUGCCAGUCCUCAAUGGCGCAGUCUCUGGCCUAAAGGAUGAAGAUCCGGAUGACCCUGAUCCUGUAGACUGCAAUGCUGAUGACGUGGAUUCUAAGCCACCAAAGCGAUCAGCAUCCAACCAUGGCAUUUUGGCUGAUCUCAAGCGGGCCUUGAGCAUGAUCGACGCGGAGUCUGGGAAGCCAAAGCGUUUCAAGCUCGACAUGGAUGAUGGGAGGGACUUGGAGCAGGCGACGGAUCCCCCUGCAGCUUCUGCAGCAGUGGCAGCAGCGUCUGGGGGGUCCAUGGGUGUGCCUGUGGGUCCGAAUCUGGUGGUGCUGAGCCGCGAGCAGCUGGAACAGUACGUGUCACGGCGGGUGCGCGAGUGUUUGGUGGCGCAGGCCACUGCCCUGCUGCAGCCGAUGGAGAAGAAGUGCGAUACAUUGCACCGAGCGCUGGAGCGGUGGCGGCGAAGGUCAUUCCAGUUGCAGAAGCAGCUUAAUGAGUUCGUGUGCGAGCAAGAGAAGUGUGCCAAUGCCCGCCGGAGCCGAAGAUCUGUUGGCGUGUGCGUACGGAUGCCACCCUUGAAGCCACAGACGCCAGCAGCGGCAUCCCCUGGUGUCAAGACGGUGCCUACCACCGUGAUGGCACCGACUUCUGUUGCGUCCCGUGCUCCCAAUGUGACUACCACACGUGCCCCGAAUGUGAUCGUCUCAACUGUUGCUUCGGGCAGCACGUCGCCCGCACGUCCGCCGACUCCUGCACAACAGAUCAGAGUGACUGGUACCAAUGCCUCAAUGCUGGCAGCGCAGCUGGGCUUGAAACCAAACCAGCACAUGAAGUUGGUGAGCGUUUCGACACCGAGUGGUGGCAGCACAGCUGUGGUCACUCGUAUGCCCCCUCAGUUGCAGAGUGCCCCGUCCUCGUCGACUUCGGUGUCAUCCUCGAUGCCAGUGCCAAUGCAGCUAAUUGCCAACACGGCCAACAUGACUGGUUCUCCAUCACCUGCAGUGCGUUAAGUUUUCUUUUUCAUU